UCCUUCUCUCCCCAAAAACCCAUUCGCCUUCUUCUUCCUCUUCAUCUUCUAAUCGUGCCCAAAUUUCUUCUCAUACCCAGAACAGAAUAAAGAGCACCAGAAUCAUGGAGGGACAAGAAGAACCUAGAAAGAGGGGCGAGAACAACAACGACAAGCCGUACAAGGGGAUAAGGAUGCGGAAGUGGGGCAAGUGGGUGGCCGAGAUUCGCGAGCCCAACAAGCGCUCCCGGAUUUGGCUCGGCUCCUACUCCACCCCCGUCGCCGCCGCCCGGGCCUACGACACCGCCGUCUUCUACUUGCGCGGCCCCUCCGCCAGGCUCAAUUUCCCCGAGGCCUUGCCGGUCGGCGGCGGCGGGUGCGGCUGCGACGGCGACAUGUCCGCCGCGUCGAUACGGAAGAAGGCCACCGAGGUCGGCGCGAGGGUCGACGCGGUCGAGACGGCCAUGCGAGGCGGACAGCACAAGGCGGUGAAGGAGAUGAAGGCGCGCGGGUCGGUGGAUCGGGUCGACUUGAAUAAGAUUCCUGACCCGGAGGAAACGGAGGGCGGGUUAAAUUAGUUGAGUGGGUGCUGACGUUGCGCAGGGGAGGAGUAUGUGACGGCUGAAGCAAUGAUGAAGCUUUCGUCCUGGUCCUGGGGAUUUACAAC
Messenger RNA from Fragaria vesca subsp. vesca, 646 nucleotides. Its product is annotated as ethylene-responsive transcription factor ERF010-like. The coding region runs from base 105 to 557 and encodes 150 amino acids. Gene Ontology annotation, molecular function: DNA-binding transcription factor activity; DNA binding. The transcript has a single exon. The record is from RefSeq and is a predicted model, not a curated record. Lineage: Eukaryota; Viridiplantae; Streptophyta; Magnoliopsida; Rosales; Rosaceae. Gene Ontology annotation, biological process: regulation of DNA-templated transcription.